Molecule: messenger RNA, 5585 nt
Organism: Mugil cephalus (flathead mullet)
Lineage: Eukaryota; Metazoa; Chordata; Actinopteri; Mugiliformes; Mugilidae
Gene: agap1
Product: ArfGAP with GTPase domain, ankyrin repeat and PH domain 1
Exons: 19
Coding region: 899-3478 (859 amino acids)
Cellular component (GO): nucleus
Molecular function (GO): protein binding; GTP binding; GTPase activator activity
Source: RefSeq, a predicted model, not a curated record
UCCGGUCUGUCCGGGAUGGACCUCUCCAGUCGGGAAGAGGGCUGAGUAUGCGGGAUCUACCUGUAAAAAUAAAUCAAUCAAUGAAUAAACAUAAAUAAACAGACAUCUGGACUAAUCGCGGAUUAAUGGAGCUCCUCCCGGGUCCCGCUGCUGCGGUUUAAAUCCGGAUUUUUUUGGGACGUUUGUUUCGGAGACAAAAACAAACGCAGGCACGGACGGGAAGAGGCAUCCUAAUAACUCCUCACCUCCACCUGCUCCUGCAUUUCUCUUUUUUUAUUUUAACCACCCUCCGCUCCGGGGUUUUAACCUAACCUCCUCGUUCCGUCGUUAAGUAAAGCCGACUUUGGAGUCUGGAAAACGGCGACUUUUUUCCUCUCUUCCCGGCUUGGAAGCUAGUUAGCGUUAGCCGGCUAGCCUAGCCACCUAGCAUCGAGGCCGUUUUUUUCUUUUAUCCUUCACGUUUGGGUCACUUCCUCCUCUUAAGUGACUCUAAAAGCUUCAUUUUUAAUCCAGCGAAGCCAGAGGAAGUGUCAUUUUAAUCCGCGGGGAUAUGGAGAAGCGGUGCUCCGCCCGCCGCACAUCUGUCACCGCACCGGAAUCAGGAGCCGGGACAUCCCAGGGAAGAGCUGCCUUCACCGGGCAGUAGCAGCCGUGUGGCCGCCUCCCCCUGGAGCCCCACUCUGGAGAUAUUUACACCUCCAUGGAUGCAGAGGAGGAGAAGAAAUCCACGUUGGCUUAAAAACUGCUCCUGUUUUAGGAUUUAAAGCAUCCAUGAGCUCCCUCUGAGCUUCCUGGAGGUCACAUCGUUCACCUUCAUAUUAUUUUCCCCACAUCACCAGCGGAGAAGUUCGGCUUCUGUCCUCUUCUCUCCGCGGGGAUUCACGCUGCAGCUGCAGGCAUGAACUACCAGCAGCACCUCGCCAACUCGGCCGCAAUCCGGUCCGAGAUCCAGAGGUUUGAGUCGGUGCAUCCCAACAUCUACUCCAUCUACGAGCUGCUGGAGCGGGUGGAGGAGCCGCUGCUGCAGAACCAGAUCCGGGAGCAUGUCAUCGCGAUUGAAGAUGCGUUCGUGAACAGUCAGGAGUGGACGCUGAGUCGAUCGGUGCCGGAGCUGAAAGUGGGCAUUGUGGGUAAUCUGGCCAGCGGGAAGUCGGCGCUGGUCCACAGAUACCUGACGGGGACGUACGUCCAGGAGGAGUCACCUGAAGCCGACGUGGACGCAGGCGGUCGCUUCAAGAAGGAGAUCGUGGUGGACGGACAGAGUCACCUGCUCCUCAUCCGGGAUGAAGGAGGCCCCCCGGAGGCUCAGUUCGCUCUGUGGGUGGACGCCGUCAUCUUCGUCUUCAGCCUGGAGGACGAGAUCAGCUUCCAGACCGUGUACCACUACUACAGCCGGCUGGCCAGCUUCAGGAACACCGCAGACCUGCCCCUGGUCCUGGUCGGCACGCAAGACGCCAUCAGCUCAGCGAACCCCCGGGUCAUUGACGACAGCCGAGCCAGGAAACUGGGGAACGACCUGAAACGCUGCACGUACUACGAGACCUGCGCCACCUACGGCCUCAACGUGGAGCGGGUCUUCCAGGACGUUGCCCAGAAGAUCGUUGCCACCAGGAAGAAGCAACAGUUGUCCAUUGGUCCCUGCAAGUCGUUGCCCAACUCCCCGAGUCACUCGUCUGUCUGCUCCACACAAGUAUCAGCCGUCCACAUCAGCCAGACCAGUAAUGGCGGCGGCAGCCUCAGCGACUACUCCUCCUCGGUCCCGUCCACCCCCAGCACCAGCCAGAAGGAGCUUCGCAUCGACGUGCCCCAGACCACCAACACCCCGACGCCGGUCCGCAAGCAGUCCAAGCGCCGCUCCAACCUCUUCACCUCGAGGAAGGCGAGCGAGCCGGACAAGGACAAGAAAGGCCUGGAGGCGCGGGCGGACAGCAUCGGCAGCGGGCGAGCCAUCCCCAUCAAACAGGGCAUGCUGCUGAAGAGAAGCGGUAAAUCCCUCAACAAGGAGUGGAAGAAGAAGUAUGUGACGCUGUGUGACAACGGGCUGCUAACCUACCACCCCAGCCUCCACGACUACAUGCAGAACGUCCACGGUAAAGAAAUCGACCUGCUCAGGACCACGGUCAAGGUCCCGGGGAAGAGGCCGCCCCGCGCCGCCAUGCCCAGCCCCAAGACCAACGGCCUGGCCAAGGACAUGGGCGGCCUGCAGCUCGGGCAGGGGCCAGGCUCAGUGACCAGCAGCUCGUCGGCCUCUCAGAUGGCGAGCGGCGUUAGCUUGGUGUCCUUCAACAGCCGCGGCCUGGAGGGGAUGCACCAGCGCUCGUACUCGGUCUCCAGCGCCGACCAGUGGACCGACGCUACCGUCAUCGCCAACUCUGGAGUCAGCACAGACACAGGCCUGGGCGAGUCUCUGUGCUCCAGUCCCAGUAUCUCCAGCACCACCAGCCCAAAGAUGGAGCCGCCUCCGUCGCCUCACGCCAACCGCAAGAAGCACCGCAGGAAGAAGAGCACCAGCAACUUCAAGGCCGACGGCCUCUCUGGUGCUGGAGAAGAACAAGAGGAGAACUUUGAGUUCACCAUCGUGUCUCUGACCGGUCAAACCUGGCACUUUGAGGCCACGUCCUACGAGGAACGAGACUCCUGGGUCCAGGUGAUCGAGAGCCAGAUCCUCGCCAGCCUCCAGUCCUGUGAGAGCAGCAAGAACAAGUCUCGUCUGCCCAGCCAGACGGAGGCCAUGGCUCUGCAGACCAUCCGAAGCAUCCGCGGAAACAGCCGCUGUGCCGACUGCGAAGCUCAGAACCCGGACUGGGCGAGUCUGAACCUCGGCGCCCUGAUUUGCAUCGAGUGCUCGGGGAUCCACCGGAACCUGGGAACCCACCUGUCCAGGGUUCGCUCCCUGGACCUGGACGAGUGGCCGCUGGAGCUCAUCAAGGUCAUGACGGCGAUCGGCAACGAGCUCGCUAACGGCGUCUGGGAGGCUAACGCUCAGGGUCGACUCAAACCCGGACCGGACGCCAGCAGGGAGGAGAGGGAGCGCUGGAUCCGGGCCAAGUACGAGCAGCGCCUCUUCCUGGCGCCUCCUCCGUCCUCGUCCUCCUCCUCCUCCUCCUCCGACCUGUCCCUGGGCCAGCAGCUGCUGAGGGCCACGGCGGAGGAGGACCUGCGCUCCGUGGUGCUCCUCCUGGCCCUGGGCUCCCGGCAGCAGGUCAACGAGACGUUUGGAGACGGAGACGGGCGCAACGCUCUGCACCUGGCCAGCCACAAGGGCAACGUGGUCCUCACCCAGCUCCUCAUCUGGUACGGCGUGGACCUGAUGGCGAGGGACGCCCACGGUAACAGUGCCAUGGCGUACGCCCGCCAGGCCGGCUGCCAGGAGUGCAUGGACACGCUGGCUCAGUACGGGUGUCCUGACGAACGCUUCCCCCUCAUGGCCACGCCCAACCUGUCCCGCCGCCACGCCGCUAGCUCCGCCCACAUGUGACCAGGUCACCGAUGAGCCCCGCCCUCUCGCCUCACCUCACCUGACUGAACGACUGAGGAGGGAGGGCCAAUCUGGGAGAGACUCCUAAUCCCAAAGCAUGCUGGGAGAUGUGGUCCCUGACCUUUUCUAUUUAUCUGUUAUUAUCCAGCAGCCAAUCAGAAGGACUCUUUAACUUAACUUCCUGGAGACGGUGAACGUUUCAUUAUUGCUGGACCAAUGGAUGAAAACCAGGACCACGCUGAGCUUCUCUUCUCUCUAGUUCACUUUUCUAGGAACUCGUUAAAUGUCUCCAGAGACUUUUCAUCUGGUCCAACAACAGGAGCCGAAAGGGACAAGACCUGGACCAAUCACAGCCUCCCUGGUCUGGUCUGGACCAAUCACAGCCUCCCUGGUCUGGUCUGGACCAAUCACAGCCUCCCUGGUCUGCUCAGCCAAUCACCAACAAGGGCUCCUCCUGCUCCUCCUCCUCCUCCUCCUGCUCCUCUAAUAAUAAUCCUCAGACCAGUGGAGGUGCUUCAUUGUGUUUCCAUGUGUGUGUCUGUUUGUGUGUUUGUGUGGGUCCGGUCCACUCAGGGCUGGAUGUGAAGCUCUUUAAGGUCUGAACCAAAUGUGUCAUAAGAGUCCGGGUCCAGGUCCGGGUCCAGGUCCGGGUCCAGGUCCGGGUCCAGGUCGGCUGUAAACCAGGUGUGAACCAGGUGUGAACCAGGUGUGAACCAGGUGUGAACCAUCACCAGGGACCGAGCUAAAACUCUUUAUAUGUGACUCAGAGCAAUACGGACUAAGACUCCUGUGACUGGUCUCCUCCUCCUCCUCCUCCUCCUCCUCCUCCUCCUCAGAACACAUAUGUAGGUAUAGCUCUCCUCCUCCUCCUCCUCCUCCUCCUCCUCCUCAACACUAACUCUUUGUUUUCGUGCACGCCUGCCUCCACGUCCCUGAACGUCCCUGAGGAGCCGCUCCAGGUCUAGAUCCACUACUCAUCAGAAAUGCACUAAGCCGCCGCCUCCUCCUCUCACCUCCUCUCACCUCCUCUCACCUCCUCUCACCUCCCUCUGAACGUUAUUUAUUUAAAUGAAUUAAAUCUUUUUAAACACAGGAAUCAUCCGCGUUCUUUCAGCUGCUAGCGUGAUUAGCUUAAUUAGCUUGAACACUUUAAUUCUGUGACGACACGUAAAAAUAGCAGCAGCUAAUCAAACUCAUGUGGUUCUGUCUUUAUCUGAUUUAAAACAUUUUGAGACUAAAACCUCCCGUGAAGAAGAAGAAGAAGCAGCUAGCUAGCGGCCUGUUAGCGGCCUGUUAGCCUAACGCCGCUACAGGGAUUAGCAUGGUGCUGUACGUUUAGUUUUCAUCGUAUCUUUUCUCUAAACUGAUUUCUGCCUUGUAUUCGCGGUGUUAGCAUACUUAGCUGUAGCUAAGCAGAACUUUUAUUAGCUAUUAGCUUUCAUGCUAGCUUUUCUUUUGGGAAUUAAAACUAUGUUUCAUUUCACAACUGAGACUUUCUAAGUCAUUUCUGCUUUGAAACUGAUGAGUCAUGUAUCAUGUAAGCUAACUUCCGCUAACACUAUACAAUGCUAGCAUAUUUAGCUGUAGCUUUUUUUUUUUUUUUUCAACUGAGCAUGAAACGUUGGAAAAUGUUUUGUGACGACAGCGCAGUUUCCUCCGACACCAGGCCUGAAGCCGCCUCGUGGUAAAUCAUGUGGAAACAGCGUUAAUGUGUAAAUAGACUAAACUAAGAACAACAGGAAGUAUGUUUGUUACCUCACCUUUACUCCUAAACCCCGCCCGCCUGGGCUGUCCACUACUUUAUUUAUGAACGCACCCUCUGAGGGACACUACGCCCCCUCAAACUACUUUUUUGUACAUUUUUCUCCAGUCCAUCCUCGUUUUAUUAUUGUUGAUUUAUCCUCCAGACACAUUACUGUUCUUAUUGUCACUGUUCUAAUUAUUAUUAUUAUUAUUGUUGUUGUUGUUGUCGUUGUUGUUGUCGUUGUUGUUGAAUUUCUGUUUGCUGUACAGUUACCGUUGUUGAAGAAUUCCCCUUAAUUCUAACCCAGAGUCUUCUACUGUAAUGUGUCUCUUUUCAAUAAAGACCAGAAUAAUGCUUCUUAAA